AUGUUUGCAUACCCUAAUCAAUAUUUGAAAGAGCGUUAUCGUUUCUCAAAAAAUUCGUUCGUUUAUUUAACACGUCUUUUAAAACCGCAUAUCGCAAAUGUGACAAACUUCUGCACAGAAAACAUUUUUGUACAGUGUGGGCGAUUAGGGGCAUGUGGGAAAGGACAGUACAAUGGUUAUUUGCUGGGGGACAGAGGAUACCCUUGUCUGCCCUAUUUAAUGACACCCUACUCUGAACCUGAGCCUGGACCACAGACACGGUUUAACCUGCCUCACAGCCGAACACGGGCCAAGGUGGAGAUGACUAUAGGGAUCCUCAAAUCUCGGUUUCAGAGUCUGCGUGGGCUCCGGGUUAGUCCAGAGAGGGCAUGCAACAUUAUAGUAGCUUGUGUUGUGCUUCACAAUAUUGCCACUAUAAGAGGAGAGAGCCACCCUCCUUGUAUUGAGGAAGAUGGCCCAGAGGAACACCUACAGAUUUUAGAGGCUAACAGAGACGGAAGACUUUUGAAAGACAGGAUCUGUCAAAAUCACAUUAAUUUUUUUGCACUGGUCUGCCAGGCAGUGUAUUUCUUUAUUUCCUCCUUUAAGUGA
Molecule: messenger RNA, 591 nt
Organism: Silurus meridionalis
Lineage: Eukaryota; Metazoa; Chordata; Actinopteri; Siluriformes; Siluridae
Product: putative nuclease HARBI1
Exons: 3
Coding region: 1-591 (196 amino acids)
Source: RefSeq, a predicted model, not a curated record